AUGUUCAGGGACGUGUCGAGCUGCAACACCUACAACUAUGGCGACGCCCUCUACUGGGACGCCCGCUACGUCGAAGAAGGAGGCUCCUUCGACUGGUACCAGCGCUACUCUUCUCUCCGCCCUUUUGUCCGAAACUACAUACUAACCUCCUCUCGGGUUCUCAUGGUCGGCUGUGGCAAUGCUGUUGUGCUUGAGCUUGAAUUCCCCAAAUUAAGGUUCUCUCUUACUCCUGCCCGCAUUCUCUCUGAUAGUUCCAUCUGUUUUGUUAUGUCUGAGGACAUGGUUGCGGAUGGAUAUGAAGACAUAAUGAACGUUGACAUUUCAUCAGUGGCCAUUGACAUGAUGAAAAGAAAAUAUGAGCACAUACCUCAGCUGAAAUGCAUGUUUCCUAUACAAUUAGACAUGCAAAUGGAUGUUAGGGAUAUGAGUGUCUUCCCAGAUGAAUCAUUUGAAGGUGUCAUUGAUAAAGGUAUGUAUCAUUUCUUUGUUUUAUGUGGCAAUGACGCUCCAAUUAGUGCUGCUCAAAUGCUAGGGGAAGUGAGUAGGUUGCUUCUUAAACCUGGAGGGAUCUAUUUGUUGGUAACUGUGCACCCUUAG
Prunus armeniaca (apricot) is the source of this 597-nucleotide messenger RNA. NCBI's taxonomy places the organism in Eukaryota, Viridiplantae, Streptophyta, Magnoliopsida, Rosales, Rosaceae. The record is from the annotation of a GenBank genome assembly.